ACGUUACGGUCGAUGGCUAAAAAGGACAUGGAUUUAUACACUAGAAGAUGGGUUGUUCUUGCCUCAGUAGGUUUCCUCAACAACACAAAUGCUUUCCUAUGGAUUGCUUUCGCAGCUGUCGCCAACCAUGUCAACGUGUUUUAUGGCAAUAGUCAAGCGGCAAACUGGUUCUCGUUAAUCUUUAUUCUCUGUACAAUACCAGUGGGGAUUAUCGCGAUGUGGGCAGCGAGUAAGUUUGGACUGCGUGCAUCACUACUGAUUGCGGCUUGGGCAAACGGCAUUGGAACAGUAAUUCGGUUUAUUAGCUCUUUUGUGCCACAAGUGCUGCGAUUUCCUGUCGGUAUAUUGGGGCAAGGGAUUUCUGCAUGCGCUUACCCGUUUAUCAUGUUCUUGCCAACGAAGGUUGCUGGUACUUGGUUUGCAGAUAAUGAGCGCACAUUAGCCACUACUAUAGGUGUUAUGGCGAAUCCUUUGGGAGUAUUAAUGGCAAAUCUUCUUUCUCCUCAGAUUGUGAAUAGCUACAACGAUGUUCCUAAAAUGAAUGCGAUUGUUAUGUUUCCAGCUAUAAUUACUUGCUUACUGGUCACUUUUGGAGUCAAUAGUUCAAAACCAAAAACACCGCCUACUCUCAGUGCCGCUGUUACUCAGACAGAUUUUCUUACGGGAAUAAAAGACUGCUAUUCUAACAAAGCAUAUGUAAUCUUGGCAAUAACGCUUGGAGGAGGGAUAGGCAUGUUUAACUGUCUUUAUACUGUAAUACAACAACUGCUUUGUCCAUCUGGCUAUACGAAUGCUUUUUCUGGACUUUGCGCUUCGUUAAUGAUUGUGGGAGGGUUAAUAGGGGCAACUGCAGCAGGUCUUUUUGUGGACAGAACGAAGCUUUAUGAAGAAACCUUGAAAGUCUCUUAUGCUUUUGCUGUGAUUUCUGGUUUGUUGUUUCUGCAGCUUGAAUACGCAACUUAUAUUGCCUCCUUUCUGUUUGGCGUCUUUGGUCUCGCGGCGUAUCCUGUGGGACUAGAACUUUCAGCUGAGUGCACAUUCCCAGUGCCGGAGAAUCUCUCUACUGGUUUUAUAGUUAUUGUCGGCCAAGUAAGCCCUUUCAUAAUAACUUUUCUUCCUGCUUUGUUGGCUUUACUAUUGAUACUUGUUUUUCGGCCAAAGCUGAAGAGGUUGCAAACUGAAAGGAAACCUGUUCAAGAAGAACAAGUUUUAUCAGCUGAAAAUUGUGGUCCAGAGGGGGAUGUGGGUAAGGAUGUAGAGCUAUCAAGUGGUGGCCUGUAA
Molecule: messenger RNA, 1281 nt
Organism: Enterobius vermicularis (human pinworm)
Lineage: Eukaryota; Metazoa; Nematoda; Chromadorea; Rhabditida; Oxyuridae
Source: the annotation of a GenBank genome assembly